This is a messenger RNA of Brassica rapa (field mustard), 1880 nucleotides long. Its product is annotated as peptide chain release factor PrfB3, chloroplastic. Gene Ontology annotation, molecular function: translation release factor activity. The record is from RefSeq and is a predicted model, not a curated record. Gene Ontology annotation, biological process: translational termination. Lineage: Eukaryota; Viridiplantae; Streptophyta; Magnoliopsida; Brassicales; Brassicaceae.
AUUGUCUUUUCUUAUACGUGGAAUACGUUAAAGACUCAAACUUUAAAACAGAGACGAUAAGGUUGGGGAGACCCAUCACGCGGACAAGAACUGAGCUUAAACCCCAUUUGAUAACUUUUGUCGGAGCUCCGGCGAACAAAAAUGGCGGCAAAGUUUAUAGGCGGAGGCUGUUCAUGGCGGCGCUUUUCAAGAAACUUGGAAAAGAGAGCAGCAUCAUCAUCUCGAGUUCUUAUCUUCUCUGUUCGGUCCUCUCAUUCCAUGGAUGACAUGGACACUGUCUAUAAGCAAUUGGGACUGUUCUCACUAAAGAAGAAGAUCAAAGAUGUUGUUCUCAAGGCGGAGAUGUUAGCACCUGAUGCUCUUGAGCUAGAAGAAGAGCAAUGGAUUAAGCAAGAAGAGACAUUGCGUUACUGUGACUUAUGGGAUGAUCCAACCAAAUCCGACGAGAUUUUUCUUAAGUUAGCUGCUCGUGCCAAAGCAGUUGAUACUCUCAAAGACCUCAAGUACAAGGCCGAAGAAGCUAAGCUAAUUAUACAGUUAGAUGAGAUGGAUGCUAUAGACUACAGUCUUUUUGAGCAAGCUUAUGAUUCAUCCCUCGAUGUGAGCAGAUCCUUGCAUCACUAUGAGAUGUCUAAGCUUCUUAGUGAUCAGUAUGACUCUGAAGGAGCGUGUAUGGUUAUCAAAUCUGGAGCUCAUGACACAAAAUCUCAGAUGUGGACAGAACAAAUUGUAAGCAUGUACAUCAAGUGGGCAGAGAAGCUAGGCCAAAACGCAAGAGUGGCUGAGACCUUGAGGAAUAGAAAUGGCGUGAGUUCAGCCACAAUAGAGUUUGAAUUCGAGUUUGCUUAUGGCUAUCUCUUAGGUGAGAGAGGCGUGCACCGUCUUAUCACAAGUUCUACAACCAGUGAGGUUUCUUCAGCGUCUGUAGAGAUCAUACCGCUGUUCUUGAGAGCUUCUCCUGAUUUUGAAGUGAAGGAUGAGGAUUUGGUUGUAACGUAUCCUGCAAAAGAGAAUAAUAAACUAGCUGAGCAGAUGGUUCGUAUUCAACAUCUUCCGAGUGGCAUAACUGUAGAAUCUUCAGGAGAAAGAAACCGGUUUGCUAAUAGGAUCAAAGCUCUAAACCGGUUAAAGGCAAAGCUGCUUGUGAUAGCUAAAGAACAGAAGGUUUCAGAUGUGUAUAAAAUCAACGGCAAGAACAUUGUGGAGCCAUGGAGAGUAGAAGAAACCAGGAGAUAUGUCUCUAAAGGUCAGAAGAUGGUGGUUGAUUUGAAAACCGGUUUAGAGAUUUUGGACCUUAAAUCGGUUUUGGAUGGGAACAUUGGGCCACUUCUUGGAGCUCAUAUUGGCAUGAGAAGAUCCAUUGAUGCCAUUUAAUUAAUUGAGGCUUUUUUGUUGUACACAUAAAAUAGUCAAACUUUGUAAAACCUAAAAUUUAAUUAUAUAAUAAUAACUAGAUCAUAUUACAAUAUUUUUUUAAAAAUCUAAGAUUUUGAAUUUAUUGAUUCUCAUGCUUUAUAAAUUGUAAUUAGCAAAACUAGAGAUUUUGCCCGGGCUACGCCCGGGGUUAGACAAAUGUAAAUGUAUUUUUUGUCGUAAUAUAAAUAUAUUUAAUAUAUAUAAUGCACAUUAUAAAGUAUAAACCAUAUAUUGAAUUAGAAAUGAGUAAACUAACAAUUUAUCAUUUUUACUAUCUAAAAAUAUAUAGAAAAUGAGUAAAUAUGAAAUGAAUAAAGAAUAGUUAAAUCUAAAUUAUAAUCCAAACAUUUCUUAUUUUAUAUAUUGGAUUAUCAUGAAAAAUAAAUUAUUAAUCAUAGGUAAAGUCAUCUGGUUGCGAUAAAAAUGAACCAUAUAUUACAUGUGUAAAAUCUGAGAACAUACUA